Colletotrichum siamense is the source of this 1095-nucleotide messenger RNA. RefSeq names its product Secondary metabolism regulator LAE1. The transcript is spliced from 9 exons. Lineage: Eukaryota; Fungi; Ascomycota; Sordariomycetes; Glomerellales; Glomerellaceae. Gene Ontology annotation, molecular function: methyltransferase activity. Bases 1 to 1095 code for a protein of 364 amino acids. The record is from RefSeq and is a predicted model, not a curated record.
AUGUCGGCACCAAACGACGCAACCUCAUCAGCGCCAGCUGCAGCUCCCAUUGCUACGCCUGUUUCCCAACCUGGGAGUGGAGACAUCCAAGUUGCCGAUGAGCCGCAAAUCGCCAUCGAUCCCCAGGCCCAGGAUGUUGACGACGCGGCGUCAGACAUUGGCAGCAGCGUUGCCUCUUCGAAGACCAGCCUGGCAGAAUCGAUUUACAACUUUCGCGUCGAGAACGGCCGCACCUACCAUAGGUACAAAGACGGAAAAUACUUCUACCCGAACGACGAAAAAGAAAGCGACAGAUUAGAUCUGCAGCAUCACCUGUUUCUUCUUUCUUUGGAAGGCAAGCUCGGUCUCUCGCCUCCAAAUGAAGAGGAUUACAAGGUCAAACGCGUCCUUGAUGUGGGCACCGGAACCGGGAUCUGGGCCAUCGAGUUUGGCGACAUUCACCCGGAAGCAGAGAUUAUUGGAGUGGAUCUAUCUCCUCCGCAGGCAGAGGUGCCCCCUAACGUUCGAUUUGAGGUCGAUGAUAUCGAGGAGCCUUGGUUGUUCUCUCGGCCAUUCGACUACAUUCACAGCCGAAUGAUGACAUCCAGCAUUUCGAACUGGAAACAAUUUGUUCAAAGAGCUUAUGACAAUCUUACGCCAGGAGGAUACCUUGAGCUCCAGGAGAUAGACCUUCUGCCUCAGUCAGACGAUGGCACCUUGGGUUCGGAUGCUGCUAUUGUCCGGAGCAGCGUGCUACUCGGACAAGCUGCUACCUUGCUUAACCGGUCUUUCCAGGAUAUUCCGGAUCUCGUAAACGUCAUGAGGAGUGUCGGAUUCAUCGAUAUCUAUAUCAAAAAGAUAAAGUGGCCCACGAAUACAUGGCCGGCAGACCCUCGAUACAAGCUUCUCGGCGAGUGGGCACACGAGAACUGCAUAUCUGGUAUCGAAGGUUGGAUCAUGGCUCCUUUGACCCGAGCGCUUGGGUGGAAGAAGGAGGAAGUUCAGGUUUUCUUGAUUGAAAUCCGCAAGGAACUCAGGGAUCGCAGUAUCCAUGCCUAUUGGCCGGCGUAUGCGCUGUAUGGGAAGAAACCCGAGGUUGAUGGACAAGAGUCGUGA